Messenger RNA from Polyodon spathula (Mississippi paddlefish), 1854 nucleotides. RefSeq names its product coronin-1A-like. Gene Ontology annotation, molecular function: actin filament binding. Bases 114 to 1484 code for a protein of 456 amino acids. Gene Ontology annotation, biological process: actin filament organization; cell migration. The record is from RefSeq and is a predicted model, not a curated record. NCBI's taxonomy places the organism in Eukaryota, Metazoa, Chordata, Actinopteri, Acipenseriformes, Polyodontidae. The transcript is spliced from 11 exons.
UAAAAAGUCACCGUUACUGAUAACGCAUCUCUCACUAUACUUCCGUGCACCGGCCACGACCUGAACCCGGCACAGCUCGCUUUCUAUAAUCUACAUACAGUGCUCCCAGUACGAUGGCUCCGAAGGUGGUGCGCUCCAGUAAGUUCCGGCAUGUGUUUGGUCAGGCGGUGAAGGCUGAUCAGUGCUACGAUGACGUCCGCAUCUCUCAGAUGACGUGGGACAGCAACUUCUGCACCGUCAACCCCAAAUUUGUGGCCAUGAUCGUGGAGGCCAGCGGGGGUGGGGCCUUCAUGGUGCUGCCGCUGAGCAAGACGGGGCGUGUUGAUAUGUCUCAGCCGCUGGUCUGUGGUCACACCGGUCCUGUUCUUGAUAUUGAGUGGUGUCCGCACAACGACAACAUCAUCGCCAGUGGCUCAGAGGACUGCACCGUCAUGAUCUGGGAGAUCCCGGAUGGGGGUCUGACUCGGCCAGUCACAGAGCCCGUGGUCACACUGGAGGGGCACUCCAAACGUGUGGGGAUCCUGAGCUGGCACCCCACAGCUCACAACGUGCUUCUGAGUGCAGGCUGUGAUAACGUGGUGAUCAUCUGGAAUGUGGCUUGUGGUGAGCCAGUGAUCACGCUGGACUCCAUGCACACCGACAUGAUCUACAGUGCCAGCUGGAACGACACGGGCAGCCAGAUCGUCACGGCCUGCAAGGACAAGAAGAUUCGCAUCAUCGAUCCACGCAAAGGGAGUGUGGUGCUGGAGAAAGACAAGCCCCACGAGGGCAGUCGUCCUGUGCGCGCGAUCUUUGUGUCGGAGGGGAAGAUCCUGACAACUGGUUUCAAUCGCAUGAGUGAAAGACAGGUGGCGCUGUGGGACCCAAAAAACUUGGAGGAGCCUCUGACUCUGCAGGAGUUGGACACCAGCAGUGGAGUGCUGCUGCCCUUCUUUGACCCUGACACUGGCAUCGUAUAUCUGUGUGGCAAGGGGGACAGCAGUAUCCGGUACUUUGAGAUCACUGACGAGCAGCCCUACAUUCACUACCUCUCCAUGUACACCAGCAAGGAGUCUCAGAGAGGCCUGGGGUACAUGCCCAAGAGAGGGCUAGAAGUCAACAAGUGUGAGAUUGCUAGGUUUUACAAACUCCAUGAGAGAAAGUGCGAGCCUAUUGUGAUGACUGUCCCUCGCAAGUCGGACCUGUUCCAGGAGGACCUCUAUCCCGACACGGCCGGGCCGGAGCCCUCGGUCGAGGCAGACGAUUGGUUCGCUGGGCGGGACGGGGGGAGGAUUCUCAUCUCGCUGAGGGACGGCUUCGUGGCGACGAAAACACGCGAGUUCAAAGUGAACAAGACGCUGCUCGCCAAAACCACAACUACCGCGCGGCCAAGCAUCGAAGCCAGCGACUUGCAGAGUGUGAUUGAUGAAUUGAAGAAGCUGAAGACAGUCGUGGAGGAACAUAACAAGAGAAUCUGUGAACUGGAGAAGAAAGUGGAGAAAUAGAGAUGGGGGGGAAGGAAAGCACUUCACAAUUGUGCUACUACACUUUUGACUGAGUUACUGUCUAAAACUAUCCAGCGAAUGGCUCUCGAGCGCCAUGACCCCACAGAGCUCCCAAUCAGCUCUCUUAUUGAAGGGUUCAGAUUGAAAAGACUUUGCGAUCCCAGUUUAAACUCACAAUGAAACACUGCAGAUUCUCAGUGCAGUCACUACUAUCGAGGGUCUUUGUCUUUAUUAAUAUUUCUUGGUCUCUCAGGUGAUCAGCAUGGCUCUUUAGAGCAGCUCUGAUUCAAAUUAAAUCCAUCCAGAACCAUUCAACACUAAAUAGUGCUGAAUUCAGACAUGCUGAAAUAAACAGAAUUCAUUGCAAAGA